UUGUGGCUCAAUGUUGGCGCCAAGACGUAACGAGAGAAUCCGGUUAAAGGAACCAUCAUCAAUCAAAAUGUGUUCAAAUUCAAACUUUUUGCUCUUUACAGCUCUUUGCUCUGCAGCCACACUGACUGUCACUCCCGACCAAUCCCAGUUCUUCCAGUUCGACAGUAUCACUCUUACAUGUGUGACAAACUCCAGUGGCUGGAAAGUGAUGAGGACGAUAAAGAACAAGGUUACUGAGGAAUGUAAGCGUGGCUGGGGAAUCCCCACAGAAUCCGCCUGCAACAUUAAAGAUGCUUACCCAAUUGACACCGGCGAAUACUGGUGUGAAUCUAACCGAGGAGAACGCAGCAACAAAGUCAAUCUCACUAUAUCCGAUAACAGUGUGAUCCUUGAGAGCCCUUCACAUCCUGUUGUUGAGGGAGAAAAUGUGACACUUGGUUGUUCCUACAAGAAAGACAAAGAUGAUGACACAUCCACCUCAGACUUUGAAGCUGCUUUCUACAGAAAUGAUUUAUUCAUUGGGAAAAAGAAACCAGGGAAAAUGAUCAUUGAAGCAGAGGAAGGUUUCCACAAGUGUCUCUAUCCUACUAAAGGAGAGUCACUGAAGAGCUGGCUGGCAGUGAGAGCAAGAGUUCCCCCCACAGAAAUGUAUUCUUCUCCUCCUCCUUCUCCUCCUUCUGAACCUGGUGUUCCUUGGAUCAGAGUGAUUUCUGGCAUCGUGCUCUUCAUCCUCUAUAACAUCAUACUAAUCUUAUGUGUAUACACAUAUCGUAAGUGGGCUCGAGCCAAGACUGAUAUGAAAAGGAGAAUUGCUGAUCAUGUUUUGGUGAACUGAAGACAAUGAAGACAAAACAAUUUAUCAUCUGUAUGUUGAAGCAAGAAGAAAAAUAAGAUGAACAAUAUUAACAGUAUAGAGGAAUAUGAUUUUGUUAGAAAAAUUAUCCUCCUGUUAAUUUACUUAUGAGUUUAUUUUACAA
Messenger RNA from Xiphophorus maculatus (southern platyfish), 977 nucleotides. Its product is annotated as Fc receptor-like protein 4. Gene Ontology annotation, molecular function: transmembrane signaling receptor activity. The transcript has 4 exons. Gene Ontology annotation, biological process: cell surface receptor signaling pathway. The record is from RefSeq and is a predicted model, not a curated record. Lineage: Eukaryota; Metazoa; Chordata; Actinopteri; Cyprinodontiformes; Poeciliidae. Bases 11 to 835 code for a protein of 274 amino acids.